UUCCAGAUAGGAUAGUUUCAUCACUAGUAAAUUUUCUUUUUAUUAGUAACGGAUUUUCUACAGUGAAAUUUAAUUUAAAAAUAUCUGUGUGUAUGUUUUAGACAACCAACCAGGCAUUACAGUCGCCCCUCCCACUACGGAUAUUACAACAGGUAAAACCACCAUGAAAUCAUCCACAGCAUUAGUGACAACAUCUCCAACAAUGUCAUCAACAACAUCACCAAUAACUUCGCCAACAACAUCACCACCGUCUCCAACAAUGUCACCAACAACAUCACCAACAACUUUGCCAACAACAUCACCACCACCAACAACAACAACAUCACCAAUGCCACCAACACCAUCAACGUCACCAACAACUUCGCCAGCACCACCACCAACAUCACCAUCAACAAUGACAUCAACGCCACCAGAAACAACGCAACCAACAACCCAAAUACUAACAACAUCAAAAUUAUCAACAUCAGUGAGAAAAACAACCACAACAGGAAAACUACCCACCACCUCAGCAUCGAGCAUAGAAACCUCAAUGGCAGCUACCACCAAGGUAUCAACACAAACAGAUGUAACCUCACCUCCAGAUAUAGGAACACUUCUUCCAGAUGUAUCUUCGUCUGACAUUCCAGAGACUACAAAACCUGUUAUGAAAAUUACCACGUCUGAAGAAGUACAAUUAACAACCAUACCUGGUAUUAAAGAUGAACAAGAUAAUAGCUCUGGGGGUAAUAAUCCAAGCACAGCUCUAGCCAUUGUUAUUCCAGUGUGUAUCACAUUCUUAGUAGCUGUUUUCAUCGUUAUGUUCUUCUAUCGACGAAGGUAAUUUAAUUUAAUUUAAUGUAAUCAUUUGUCACAACACAAUCAUUACGCAUACAUCUACAAUAAACAGAGGACACAAGUGGGACUGAGGAAAGGAACAGGACUUGCGUCCCAUUGACACCUGUCCCCAACAUUAAAACUAGACUUUGCUGCUUGUUGCACACCGAGCACAAUGACUUUCCUCAUGAUUUCGUGACAAAGGACUGCAGGUACACAUAGGAAUUAUAGUCAUUCGUAAGCGAAUAUAUCAAUAUUUCUAACUAUUUCUCGAAACAAAUCACUAGCCAAACCCAAAACUUAUUUUGCAACAGGAUCGGUUCCUUUCACGAUUUCUUGUUGUAAAGUGUAAGGAGCCUCAGGAAGGCCAUGAGAUCAAGUGAGCAACAAGCACAUUAAAACAUAAACAGCAGUACUUUAGAAACUCGUUCUUUGUCAGAUCUGCAAGUCUGUGGAACAGUUCAACAGUCUACCAGCAAAUCUAAAAACCUGUGGUUCGCUUAACUCUUUCAAAAUUAAUAUGCGUAAACAUUAUGUAUCUAAGUUACCUUCUUACAGCCCUCCUGGUUUUACUUAGAUUUAUAAGUUAUAAAAGUUAUUUGUGUAAUGUAAUGACAUUCCACAAAUAAAUUUUAUAACUUAUAAAUAUAAUGUUGGUUGUGAUCAAUCUUUCCGUGUACGUCAUUUCAUUUGGGUAAUUUAGAAUAAACUUAGUUGCUCUCCGCUGAACGUUCUCGAUUAAUGAUCGAUGUUUAGCGGCACUGGGUGACCACACGUUACUAGCACAAUCUAACUUGGGUCUGACGAGCGUGCAGUACAAUAAUCUCCUUGUAGCGAAAUCAGUUAUGCCCCUGCUUAUCAUUUUAAUGAGACCCAGUGUCUUGUUGGCUUUGUGACCAGUUUCUCCAUAUACUUUUAUUUAAAAAAAAUUAAAUGGUACGUUAGAACACAUUUAAGCAUUCCAAACAAUCAACUACUGUCAUGUAAUCUUUUUCAUGUUAUUUGUUCUACUUUACGUCAGACAAAGCAAAGAUAAUUCAACACAAAGGUCGACAAACGGGGGAAAUCAACAUUCAAAUCCAGAAUAUAAUGCAAGGUAAAAAUUAUAAAGUGUGGAGUGUUCUUACCACAGCUCUCUUUCCCUUGUGGUAUACAACGCUAGCUUUAGUUACGGUGCAGGUUUCUGACUUUUAUGCUGGAUGAAAUCACUAUAUCCUAUCGUUUUAAUCCAUUGAUAUUUGACUGAUCAAAAUAACCAAGCAUUUGCCUCUGGUAAGUGACAACACCAACAUUCUGACUUGUCCAAGUAUGCUAUUUAGGUCAAAUAAUUGGAAAUGUUUUAUAAAAUUAAAGAAUUGAAAUUAAUUAUUUUAAACCAGGCUCAUCAUUUGAAAGUUAGUGUCUUACACCAUUAUCUUUUGCUCUUAUUUAUAUGACUCUUCAUCCACAAACCGACCAUUUCAGAACCUUUUCAUUUCUCUGUGUAAGCAUCCGCCUCGUUCUAAAUAAUUUUUAUCAGGGGCGGAUCUAUACCGUGAGGGUGUAGGGGGUGGCGCACCCCUACAUUUUCGAAUAGGGAUUAGCGGAACUUCUACUGUUAGCGCGUGUCGGUUUUUUGAAAUGAUUUCAUUGAUUUGUGAGCUCACAAAAAAAACAAAAACGCUUUGGGUAGUUACCAUGGUUAAAUACGUAAACAUGUCAAGGUUGGCAUACACCCAUAUUUUCAAUGUACUCUAUAACAAGCAAAUUUACUGUACUCUGCUACAGCAACUGUCCAGUCACGCAUACGUGUCACAAAGCCGAUAUAAACUUUAUGAACAAAAGAUAAUGUAAAACGUAACGGCAAACAUGUAGAAUCGGCCAUCUCAAAUAAUGGUAAUGUUGGGAAAGUAGCGUUGCAGACUGCAGAGGAGAGUGGGCAGUACUGGCUCCCCCUCAUGCACUACCCAUGGAAAACCUGCACUCCUCCUUGUGGCUACAUCCGCCCCUAACUUUUAUAUCAAAUCAAAUAUUUAAUGUUAGGGACGACAAACCGCAAGUUCAUGAGAGUAGACAGGCGAAAAUUCUCUUAAAUUAAAACAUCCAAUUUUAAAAGCCUAAGAUAUUUAUCAUUUGAGCAAGUUGAAAUAUUGGUGUCGCCACCGUACUGUGAGCGGUAUGUUUUAUUUUAUUUGUCACAAUAUACCUAUUUACAAUGAUAAAUAGGUAUGUAGAGUUUUGAAGAAUGUUCUAUAUUCACUUUCUAGUUUUCAGUCUCCUGAUAAAGUCCGUAUUCUACCAAAUGGUGGAAAGCAAGUGGAUAUUUCUUCAGGCGAUAAAAACAAUCCACUUUAUGAAUCUGGAGAAUGUCACACAUACUGUUCAAUUGAGGAUGUACAAAACCAAUAUAAGAAAGAAAUUGGUCUUAGAACCAAACCUUCUCAAAGUACUCUUUAUGAGACACCAGUAGACCCGGGCGCUUCCACUUCAGCCUUCAACCCAGGUCAUAUCAAGGGUAAUGAAAAUAUAAAUCAUUACGACGUUUCGUCUUUGACAACUUCUAAUCGACCAAACGUACCUCCUAAAAACAGUGCUUACGAGACACCCGUAUACCAGGGCGCUUCCACAUCGUCUUUCAAUCCACUGUAUACCAAAGGUAGUGAAAACACAAAUCCUUAUCAAGUGGUAGAUUUGGAAAGUUCUAAUUCACCAACCAUGCCUCCUGAACAGAGUGGUUCUGAUACACCAUUGUCCACCGCACUUAGUACAUCCUAUGAUACACCACAAUCUCACUACAAAAGCCCGGGUAACCCAUACGACACAAUGAUACCAAAGGAGGACACCAACCCUGCAUAUGACGUUUCUCCAAUGAAUACAGGUAACCAACCGCCACGCACUUCGUAUCAGAAUGUCCCAAACGGCAACAAUAAUCCACACUACCAAACACCCACGACCAAACCUGGCACAGACGUUUAUGAAGUAAUGCAUGGAAGAAACAGUCUGGUCGACGUUGCAGAUAAUACAGGAAUGACUCAAUGCUAACCCGUUCAGUAUUUUAUAGCACGUUUUUGACGGCGUUUUUACAUGGUAAAAUGUAAUUUGUUUCUAUGUGCUGUACAUAUUCUUAGUAUAUAUAAUGUGAAGCUGAAUGCUCAAUGUACAUUGGAGUUUUGAAUAUCAAGUCAGUUUAUAAUAUAGAAUUU
Messenger RNA from Paramuricea clavata, 3995 nucleotides. NCBI's taxonomy places the organism in Eukaryota, Metazoa, Cnidaria, Anthozoa, Malacalcyonacea, Plexauridae. The record is from the annotation of a GenBank genome assembly.